Daldinia caldariorum is the source of this 649-nucleotide messenger RNA. RefSeq lists its product as uncharacterized. Lineage: Eukaryota; Fungi; Ascomycota; Sordariomycetes; Xylariales; Hypoxylaceae. The record is from RefSeq and is a predicted model, not a curated record. The transcript is spliced from 2 exons. Bases 192 to 482 code for a protein of 96 amino acids.
AUCCGAAUGAUCGCUUCGGGAUCUACAACAAGUGCAUCAAGAUCACAGACUUCCAUACAAAAACAGCUUGACUCAUUCACUUCAUCAUCCUAUCUAUCUUUGCAAACGCCGGUUCGAGUUUCAUCAGUUACUUCCUACACUACUAUCAUUACCAUUACCUACCAAAAGCGUAAAACGAAACAAUAAACAAAAUGGUUCGCAUCGCCUUCUUCGCCCUUCUCUCCGUUGUCGCUGCCAUCCCGGCACCCCUCCAGCCCGACCCAGCUGGCGACAAGAACGUGGGCAACGGAAAGGGCAUCCAGUUCAUCGGCGGGCAGUGUCUGAGCUCGGCGGAUUGCGCGUCGACGUGCUGCGCGGGAGUGUCGGGCCAGAGCUUUGGCUUGUGCUCCGGCCUCGGCGCGCAGACCCAGGCUGGGAAGACCGGCUGCGGCUUUGGAGACAACGGGCAGACUCGGCCGCCUAACGACGGGUGCACGAACUAAACCGGGCGGCUUGAGUUUUGGUCGGCACUAAUGACAAACGGGAAUAGACAUCAGCCACUCGGCGAGGUUGGUGGGAAACGUCAUACUGCCAGGGCUGGAGUGCCGUCUUCGGAGGGAGCGCUGCGGAGAUACAAAGUAUGGGAGACGUACAUGCCUUAGGAGGUAUG